Messenger RNA from Danio aesculapii, 3153 nucleotides. Its product is annotated as gastrula zinc finger protein XlCGF52.1. The coding region runs from base 53 to 1168 and encodes 371 amino acids. NCBI's taxonomy places the organism in Eukaryota, Metazoa, Chordata, Actinopteri, Cypriniformes, Danionidae. The transcript has 2 exons. The record is from RefSeq and is a predicted model, not a curated record.
UGCCGCCAUCAGUGAAAGACAAAGACAGAGUUUAUUGAAGGACAGUGAGAAGAUGAGUGAUCCAGAACCCUGCAGAAUUAAACAGGAAGAGACUGAAGAACUAAUAGAUGUGAUGGUGAAGGAGGAAGAACUGAGUGAAGGUGAGGAGAAACAUCAUGUCAAAAGUGAAACUGAAACUCACACAAAAACCGAGCAUCGCUUUUCAAUGCAAAGAACAGCCGUCAACGAUAUCACCUGCACUCAGUGUGGAAAGAGUUUCAGCUACAAAAACAAUCUCAAUAUUCACAUGAGGAUCCACACUGGAGAGAAACCGUACACAUGCGCUCAGUGUGGGAAGAGUUUCAGACACUCGGCAUCGUUUAAUAAACACACGAUGAUCCACAAUGAAGAGAAUCCACAUGAAUGCGAUCAGUGCGGCAAAACAUUUUCAAAUUAUUUCGAGCUGAAGAAACAUUUUAGAGUUCAAACAAACGAGAAGCCGUAUUCAUGCUGUGUGUGUGCAAAGAGUUUUACACGAAAGUCACAUUUAAGGAAGCACCAGAAGAUCCACACUGGUGUGAGACAGCAUAUGUGCUUUGAGUGUGGGAAGAGUUUUAUUAGAGCUGCAGACUUGAGACGACACCAGAUGAUCCACACCGGAGAGAAGCCGUACGCGUGUUCACACUGCGGCAAGAGAUUCAGACAUUCAACACAUGUGAAAGCACACGAGAGGAUUCACACUGGAGAAAGACCAUACACAUGUAGUGUUUGUGGGAAGAGUUUCAGGCGCUCAUCAAAUCUUAAUGAACACAAGAUAAUCCACACUGGAGAGAAAACGCACAAAUGUGAGCAGUGCGGCAAGACUUUUUUAAGGCCUUACGAGCUGAAGGAACACCUUAAAGUCCAUUCAAUGGAGAGGCCUUAUUCAUGCUCCGACUGUGGAAAGAGUUUUAAAAAUGUGUCAUAUUUAAAUAAACAUCUGAAGCUCCACACUGGCCUGAGAAAGCAUGAGUGCUUUGAGUGUAAAGAGACUUUUGUUUAUUCUGCAAGCUUGAAACGACACCAGAGGACUCACACUGGAGGGAAACCGUACACAUGUACUCAGUGUGGGAAGAGUUUCACACAGUUAUCACACCUUAAAAAACACAUGAGGAUCCACACUAGAGAGAAAACACAAAUGUCAUCAUAACACAACACAUGCUUUCACAUUUCACUUUCCUUUAAGGGGAACCAAGUAGCACAUUUAUCUAUUUAUUGACAGGACGACUGGUUGCAAUCGAGGGAAAGAUCAAUGCAGUACAGCAAUAUCCUGAACGAAAACCUUCUUGAGAGUGCUCAGGACCUCAGACUUUACCUUCCAACAAGAUAACGACACUAAGCACACAGCUAAAAUAACAAAAGAGUGGUUUCACAACAAUUCUAGAAUGGCCCAGUCAGAGCCCUGACUUAAACCCAAUUGAGCAUCUCUGGAGAGACCUGAAAAUGGCUGUCCGCCAAAGUUUACCAUUCAACCUGAUAAAAAUGGAGAGGAUCUGCAAGGAGGAAUAGAAGAACAUCCCCAAAUCCAGGUGUGAAAAAUAGGGUUGGGUACCGAAACCCGGUGCCAUAAUAGCACUGGUACCUUCGUAACCGGUAUGUACCGGGCUGAAUCAGCAUAUAAAUUUCAGUGCCACUGGUGCUGCGACAAGGACGUAAGAAGCAUCAUGGGGUGCAUCAAAGGCACACAUAGGCGUUGUCACACCAUCUCUAAAUAUUUAAUCCUAAACAACUUUGAGGAAUACGGACAGGCGAUGUCAGGCGAUGGUUGUUGUUGCUUAGGGAACGGACGCAUGCAACACACAGUACAGCGGAUUCGGUGAGCGAGAAAGACUCUUCAGAUCAACAUGCAUGAUCGCGUUCAUCAAAUUCGCUUAAACUAAGCGUUCUAAAGCGCAUUUUACAAGCAAGGGUUCUGACACAGCGUGAAGCAGACGCUUUACAAAAGUUGCGUGUCAGGGGGAAACACGUCAAACUUAAUGACACAUUUGAGGGUUCAUAGCAGAGGAAUGCACUGUCUAUGAAAGCUUGUGACAUCAUCUGGCACUUUCACUGAGUACGUACAUGGACACCAGUGCUCCUAUUUUAAUAUGGUUAAGACAAUACUCUGAUUAAGAGUCUAGACUAACCAUGUAAACAGUGAUUUUUGACUAUCUUAAAGGACCACAGACACCUGCGUUGUGAAAUGAAGACGUUUUGUCUUUCCAUUCAACAUGCGGUAUCAAAUUCUAUUAAAGAGCACUAUUCCACCAGUCCUUACUUUAAUGCUCACAUCAAAUACCUCAGUUGGUCAUGGGGGCAUGAAUGAAAUGUUCCUAAAUGAAAGUGAAACUGCAGUUAAAGUCUAACUGAAAAACCUGAAAUUACAUGAAACUCUGGAGGAAACAUGGAUAGUGCGGUGACGCAAUGAUGUUAAUCGAUCUAUGCACUAUAACAUGUAAGACGGGAUCAUGAAAGGAACAUUUAAAAAGCAACUCAUAUAAACACCUUAAUCAUAUGAUUGUCUUAUUCAGAUUAAGUCAAGUCAUUAGAUUACUGAUAACCAUGUAAACAUAGUCACAAGCCCCAACUCUAGAAAAAAGGAGUUCAGUAUUUUGAUGACAGCAUUUCCAGAGGUUAGUAGUUAGCUAAUGUCAUUUUAUAAUGCAAAUCUUAAAUACAUGCUAACCAACAAAUGAUCAAAGGAAAUAUAUUAAUGUAAUUUAAAUAUAUAAAAUAUGAGUUGAUGUUUACUUUAAACUUUAUAUUGUUCUAUUUAAAUGAUUUUUAAAAAGAUUUUGUCAAAUAAAAGAUUUUUCUAGAGUCAUCCACCGUAAUUUUGUGGCUCAAAAGUAUUGCUGCAGGCACCGUUUAGGCACAGGUACCGAUUUAAAAGUAUCGAUUUAGCACCGGUAUCGAAAUAACCCCAAACGAUACACAACCCUACUGAAAAACUUGUUGCAUCUUUCUCAAAAGACUCAUGGCUGUAUUAGAUCGAAAGGGGGCUUCUGCUAAAUACUGAGCAAAGGCUCUGAAUGCUGAGGACCAUGUGAUAAUACUGAGGACCAUGUGAUAAUACUGAGGACCAUGUGAUAAUACUGAGGGCCAUGUGAUAAUACUGAGGACCAUGUGAUGCUUCAGUUUUUCUUUCUUAAUAAA